This is a messenger RNA of Staurois parvus, 429 nucleotides long. The record is from the annotation of a GenBank genome assembly. Lineage: Eukaryota; Metazoa; Chordata; Amphibia; Anura; Ranidae.
CCUGUCUGGACAUAUUCCUACCUGGUCCUGCUGUUUCCUGUAUUUCUUGCUACAGACUAUCUGCGUUAUAAGCCGGUGAUAAUCAUGCAGGGUUUAAGCCUGAUAAUCACAUGGUUUAUGCUUUUGUAUGCUCAAGGCACAUUAGCAGUCCAAUUCCUUGAAUUUUUUUAUGGCAUAUCCACAGCAACAGAGAUAGCCUAUUACUCUUAUAUUUACAGCAUUGUUGACCAUAGCAUGUACCAAAAAGUAACCAGCUAUUGCCGUACUGCUACACUAACUGGUUUUACUGUUGGCUCUGUUACAGGCCAAGUUCUGGUGUCUGUGACCAACUGGUCCUUAUUCAGUUUGAAUGUCAUAUCUCUAAUCAGUGUCUCUGUUGCUUUUGCCACCUCAUGGUUUUUACCUAUGCCAUUGAAAAGUCUUUUCUUC